Molecule: messenger RNA, 604 nt
Organism: Fomitopsis serialis
Lineage: Eukaryota; Fungi; Basidiomycota; Agaricomycetes; Polyporales; Fomitopsidaceae
Exons: 2
Coding region: 106-390 (94 amino acids)
Source: RefSeq, a predicted model, not a curated record
GGUCGCAGGAACUCGGUCGACUACCGUCGCUCCGCGGAGAUCGUCGCCGGCGCGCCGCCAGCUUUCGACUGGCGUUCGACGUCGCCAAACCCGUACCCGAAGCACAUGCUCCCGCCGUUAAAUGUAGGUCCAUCGGAAUUUGCCCGUGGAGGAGAUUCUGCACGACUACGAGCAGUCAUUCCCAGGGCAGGUCCGAACCCCAGCCAGAGCCAGAUACUACAGUCGACGAGGUUUAUGAGCGGCCAGGCCGGCAUUGGUGCACAGGGACGCAGUCCCAGAUCGCAGCCAUUCGCGCCGCCAUCGCGCAGCACUGAACGGUGCCCCGCCCCCAGCACUCGACGAGAUGGCGAGCAGGUACCAACUGCCGCCGCUACGCAUCGCGAUUCGUAAGGCGAACAAGGUGUGUGCGAGCUCGAUUGAACUGAGUCAGCAGGAGCCGGUCGCGUUGGCGGACCAAGGCAAGAAAUCCGAGGUGAAGAAGUGAAGCGCAACGGUCAAGACUCGGAAACGUCGGCAAGCGGCCAGCGCAUGCGAGUGAGACGAAGGCGUGAAACGGGCGCGAGUGCGGUAUGCAGGGUGCGGGCGGGCGCUGUACGCAGGAAGC